CUCUUGUACUAUCGAUUAUUGCUAGCCUGUCCAGUCCAGUCAGUAAUAACACCGGGCGGACAAAUGAGUGGCAAAACAGUUGUCCUCGGGCAUGUCACCGCGUUGAAAGUAUUCCACGUCGUUUCGGGUGCGAAACCAGGCGAAAAAUAAAGAAAGCGUUGGGACGCGCGAGGAGUCGCAUGUUUCUCGCGUAUCGUUAAUCGGGUAAGUAAGGGGAACAGGUGUCGAGCGUGGUGAAUUAAACGGCGUCAGCGGCGCUAUGUAUUCUGAAAAUAUCGCGAUUUUUUUUAGAUCUCUCGUGACUCGAUGUACUUUCAUCGAUCCGUGCGACGUUCCGUUCGUUCGUCACUGUUUUUAUGAAAUUGAACGACCUCCGAUAAAUUCGAAAUAUCGAAUAUCGACGAUCGAAAGGAAGAAAUCAUGUUCAACUGACAUGGCUCGCUUUUAUUACGAAUGCAACGCGGAUCUGAGAAACAGCACGGAGGAGAGCGAAACGAUCAAGCCGUACGCGUGCACGCAGGACAAAUAUUGCUUUUACUGCUGUUGCAACUCGCAGUGUUGUCUGCUGAUACAAAGACGGCCUCCACAACACGUUUGGGAAGCCUGGUACUUUUGGCUAGGCGUUGCUUUACUCGCUGUUUUUAUCAUAUCUUCGGUGAGCAGCUACAUAGUCAGUAAUUGCAGACAUAAUAUUCAAGGUGUACCAUUAAGACACAGCGCGCACGGCAAUCAGCGAAACGAUCGCGGCGGCACCCGUCCGGGAAACAACCAGAAUGAAAUAUCGAUAAGCAUAAUCCCAACGUCGGAAUUUUUUCCGUCGCACAGGAAGAUGUUCGUGAUUGCCUCUCAACCAGCCGUAAAUCACCUGAGUAGGAGAUGCGUGUGCACGAGCAAGGCCUGCAAGGAAGCCGGCGUGGACACAUGCAGAACGAAAUUUUACUGUUACACUGAGUUGAUCUUGACUGGGGACCAAGAAUUCCGUGCGAACGCUACGACGAGAGGGUGCACGAAGGGUGCCACGCCAUUGUUGUGCGAGACAAAGUCCUGGGUCACGAGGUCGACCGUGGACCGAUCGUCGGCCGCCUGGAUCCGUAUGCCCUGGCCCAGAUUGAAGUGUUGCGACAGCCACGACUACUGUAAUGCCGAUCGCCAUGCAAACGCGUCCACGUGGAUUGGCGACAACGAGAGGCCCGAUCCUGAGGGACACGUUCUAAACUACACCGGUUCCUUCAAUGGGACGUCGCCGAGCCGAGACACAAUGGGAUCGAUUCAACCGGAUCCAGGUCCGAUUGCCGGAGGUCGAGAAUCGCCGGAUCAAUUCCCCGAGAAUCGUGUGAAGCCGCUGCACGUCGCCGCGCUAAUCCUGGCGAUCGCUGCACUGAUAUCGGUCCUAGCGGCCUGCUACGUUAUUACAAGGUCUGAAAAUUUUUUAUCAUUUCGCUCCUACCGAGAAUCACCCUACGAGACAAAAGACCAUCCUCGUUAG
Molecule: messenger RNA, 1486 nt
Organism: Frieseomelitta varia
Lineage: Eukaryota; Metazoa; Arthropoda; Insecta; Hymenoptera; Apidae
Exons: 6
Coding region: 260-1486 (408 amino acids)
Source: RefSeq, a predicted model, not a curated record